Messenger RNA from Camelina sativa (false flax), 564 nucleotides. RefSeq lists its product as uncharacterized. The record is from RefSeq and is a predicted model, not a curated record. NCBI's taxonomy places the organism in Eukaryota, Viridiplantae, Streptophyta, Magnoliopsida, Brassicales, Brassicaceae.
AUGAACAACCGGGGAAAACAGAAUGAUUCCGGCUCUGGCUCCGGCUCCGGCUCUGGCUCCGGCUCCGGCUCUGGAGAUAACCGCCGGACUUAUGACUGCAACAUCUGCAAGAGAGGUUUCACGAAUCCUCAAGCCCUCGGUGGUCACAAUAACAUCCACAGCAGACGCGAAAGAAACCUCUCUUCCUUUUCUCCUUCCAACUCAUUUCCAUUUUCUCUUCCUUUACCAUCUCAGUCUCCCUCCUUCUCCAUAAACUCCACGAACCCUAAUGAUAACAACAACCCGUCUCCAUAUCUUCCGACCAUCGAUUCAUACCACCACCAAGUGUCUCAGCCACCGUUAAACCCUAGCCACAACACACAAUACUUUGGAUCAUCAUCAUCAAGAGGAGGAGGGAGAUUUGCUCAAGGGGAGUCUCAUGGUCUGGAUUUGAGCUUAGGGCUCGGAUACAUGAUGAAUGAAGAUGAUGACACUCACCGAAGCCCACCAGAGACCGAAGGUUCUGAGCCUCAAGAUGAUGAUCUUGAUCUUGAUCUUCGUCUCGGCCGUCAUCGUCAUCAUUGA